AUGAACAUCUACAACUAUCCGUGGGCUGAGCCCAGCUGUGCAACCGACCAAGCGGCCUCCCCUCCAUUCCCAGCCCCCAUCAUCUCUUCUGAUCAUAUCUUAUCAGAUCAAAAUUCCAGCUUCGCCAAGUCAGUCUACCCAACCGAAAUCCACGCGGAAUGGCACGGUCAGACGACGAAAAAUGCGCACCACUUGGUUCCAAACCAUGCUGGAAAAGCGGGGUCUGUCUUUCUGUCAGACGGCUACAAUAUCCCCAUCUCAGGCUCACAUCUGCUCCAACUCGACAGUUUCCGCAGCUGCGAUAUCGGAUCUUGGAUAACACACCCAGCCCAUUACGGUGACGACUUCAAGGUGGCUUCGAUAUCAGCUGCAAGUGAAGUCGACGGUCCUGGUACGGCACUCACCAGUCCAAUCCAGGGCCAGAAGAGAAAUGCCUCUCUAGCUGGCUUUGACAGCUCACCGGCGACCGCGAGUGCCGAGUCACCUGAGCAUGGCGAUGAUGUUAACGGCAGAAGGCGACCGGUGAAGAGGGCUUGCAAUGAAUGUCGCCAGCAAAAGUUGCGAUGCGAUGUUAUCCAAGACCCCUUCAGAGAAUGCACACGGUGCAAACGUCUGUCCCUCGACUGCAAGAUUGAGGAUAACUUCAAGCGAGUUGGCAAGAGAUCACGCAAUGCUGAAAUGGAAAGAGAGAUCGUCGAAUUGCGAAAGCAGGUAGCUCAGCAGCAGGUGACAACACAAGCCAAUCGAAAUCUGCACAAUGGUGCUGCGACUCUGUCUCUCCAUGAAAACAUGGGGUCAUUCACCCAUGAAGCCGUCGCUGGACUACUUGAUCUCAAAGGCGGCAACUUCGAUAAAAGCCCUGGCGACCGACAGAUCUUUAAACGUCUGGAAGAUGUGACUCUGACAAAAGACCGAGUCCACGAACUUUUUAAGCGCUUCUUUACUUUCCACCAUCCUUUCCUGCCAUUCCUGAACCCUAACCGGACCCCGGAAGAAUAUGAGACUCGGUCACCCUUAUUGUUCUGGACGAUAAUCACGGUUGGUGCUCGGCAUUAUACUACGGAGGCGAAUCUGUUUUCCGCGCUCUGUGGACCUCUGACACGUCUGGUGUGGUCAACAAUUGCAGACGUUCCGCAGAAUUAUCAUGUUGUAAAGGCACUCAUCUUGCUGUGCGCUUGGCCUGUAGCGACGAGCAGUACUUCGACUGAUCCUACAUUCAUGCUAUGUGGAAUGAUGAUGCAGAUAGCUCUGCAAAUUGGCUUGCACCGUCCUACCCAUGCCCAAGAUUUUACCAAAUUUCGGGUUGAAUUAAGAGAAGUGGAAUUACAGGACCGAGUGGUGGUGUGGACUGUAUGCAACCUUGUGGCUCAGAGGAUAUGCACCGCCUAUGGACAACCUCCACUCACCCAUUACGACUGGACGCUUGGACCCAAACCAAUCGAUACCAAUCCUAACUAUGAGCUACCCGGCCCGAUCUAUAAUCGGCUAUUGAUUGAGAAGUUUGUGGACAAGGUUUCCAGAACUUUAUACAUGAAUCCCCACGAUCCUGUAGGUUUGGCGACUGAUGCAGAGCGGCCUACGUACGUGUCAUUCCUUGCACACGAUCUGAAAGAACUCGAAGAUGUCCUUGAGAAGGACGACUCCCCAAUUACCAAGAUUUAUCUCCGAGCGGCAGGGUUGCACAUGAGGCUGAGUGCAUUCUUCUCUCCUCCUUCGCUGCCGUCAUACCGUGCCGACAUGCUUAAGUUAUAUUAUGCUACAACAGAAUUUCUCGAGGCUUGCUUGAGUCUGGAGUCGAACAGUAGCGUUUCAUUAACGGGAUCAAGUUACGCUCAUGGGCUUGCCCUCAACAAUGCAACCAACUACAUCUUCCACAUGAUGUUGGCAGCAGGCUUUUCGCUUCUUAAACUGAUGCAUAACUUUCUGGACCAGCAUGAGCUAGACGUCCAAGGGGCAUCUAAUCUACUGUCGAGGACAGUGUGGGCAUUACAUACCAUGAGUGUGGUUGAAAAUGACCUUGCCGAAAGGUUGGCAGAAGUGCUGGCACAGGUUUGGAAGACUAGCAAACCUAGUCCUGCCAAUAGCACUGCCAACAAUGAUACGGAUGAUAGCUUACAGCUCAAGGUAAAAUGCCGGAUGUCAAUGUCGUUGGUAUUUGACUCGGUUUGGCGAUGGCGUCGAAAUGCGCAAUUUCGUGAUGGGAAACCAUCUGAUAUGCGAGAUAGAGAUCCAAACUUGCAACAUCUAGACGAUGCAGUAACAAUGCCGUCUGGGGUGAAUGACACCAAUGCCACAACAAAUGAUCCUGUACUUUCAACCCCCGCCAUUGUACCAGGUAUGGCUGGCAUGGCCACCGGGAUGGUGGACGACUUCAGCAUGGAUUAUGGCCAAGCCAGUUAUGAUGUGUUCGAUCCAUUGAACUGGAUGCUUGAUGGAAUCGUGGAUUUCCCUUAUACUUUCAAUAACGUGCAACCGAAUAACAUUUCAGGCAUAGAAGCACUGGGGAAUGGGUUGUAA
Exophiala aquamarina CBS 119918 is the source of this 2517-nucleotide messenger RNA. RefSeq lists its product as uncharacterized. Bases 1 to 2517 code for a protein of 838 amino acids. The transcript is spliced from 3 exons. The record is from RefSeq and is a predicted model, not a curated record. Gene Ontology annotation, molecular function: DNA-binding transcription factor activity, RNA polymerase II-specific; transcription cis-regulatory region binding; zinc ion binding. NCBI's taxonomy places the organism in Eukaryota, Fungi, Ascomycota, Eurotiomycetes, Chaetothyriales, Herpotrichiellaceae. Gene Ontology annotation, biological process: regulation of DNA-templated transcription; DNA-templated transcription. Gene Ontology annotation, cellular component: nucleus.